AUGAGACUGCAAGAUUUCAAUUUUUCAAUGUGUAAAGGUACAAAAACGUUAGCAAAUACAAAUGUAUAUUAUUUCGGGCUUAAAUACACUUUUGGACCAGCUGCCAGUCGAUUAUUGGAGGCGUACAAAAUGCUUUUAAAGUUUUUAGGGAACCUGCAAAAUCUUAGAGACUCACAUGCUGCACUUGCUUCUGGAUCGGAAACAUCAGGAGGGCCUUCUUCUGUCUCAGCAAUAAUCUCUGAAUGUGAAUCUGAAAUGACAGUUAUAAAUCGAGAUCUUGGAAUUCUUUCCGCCUCCAUUGCUCGUGAACAGGCAGAAAAGAUGAGCAUUUGAUAACAAUAUAGGAAUAAGAUUAACCAUGAAGUCUUAUUGUCAUGUAUUUUAGGAUCUUGUUGUUUUUCGAGUAUAUUUUGUGAUCUUGUUCAUAGUAU
Molecule: messenger RNA, 431 nt
Organism: Vicia villosa (hairy vetch)
Lineage: Eukaryota; Viridiplantae; Streptophyta; Magnoliopsida; Fabales; Fabaceae
Product: AUGMIN subunit 7-like
Exons: 2
Coding region: 1-333 (110 amino acids)
Biological process (GO): spindle assembly; centrosome cycle
Cellular component (GO): HAUS complex
Molecular function (GO): microtubule minus-end binding
Source: RefSeq, a predicted model, not a curated record